AGAGAACUGAAAAAAAAAGUCUUUUUCAACAUUAAAAAAAUAGUUUUUAUCAAAAUUCCGUCGUUUUCCUUAUAACAUUCACAUAAUUCACAAUUAUGCUAGUCAGUGAAAUUAAGGAGAAGUAUCCUCUUCAUUAUUUAGUAUGGAGAAAUGACUACGAAGAGCUGGAAAAGAUCUUAAAAGAAAAUAAACAUGAUAUAGAGGCAUUGGAUCCAAGAAAGAGAACUCCAUUAAUGCUAGCUGUUGUUUUAUCUCAUACUCAAAGUGUGAAGAUAUUAUUAGGAGCUAAGGCCAACACUUUUACAGAGUGUAAUGGAUGGACAAUAUCCCAAGAAGCUGUUAGUAGUGGUGACUUGGAAAUUUUAACAUCCAUCAUUUCCUUUCGUGAUUUAUGGAGACAAAAAAAUCGCUCACUGCAAGUUCCCGAAUUACUUACAAAAUUGAAGCUUACACCUGAUUUCUAUCUUGAAAUGAAUUGGCAAUUUUCGUCGUGGAUUCCUUUAAUGUCAAAAGUUUGCCCAAGUGAUACAUACAAGGUAUACAAAAAAGGGUCGAAUGUUCGCAUUGACACAACUCUUAUUGGAUUCGAUCAAACGUCAUGGCAGAGAGGAAAUCGCAGCUAUUUAUUUAAAGGAUCUAAUGAUGAAGCUCACUUUUAUGAGAUUGAUCACGAUACAAAAGAGUAUUCUAUGGAAGUGAUGAAAGAUAUAGAUGUAGAAUUAUUUACAAAUGGAAUUCCACCAAGCAAAGAUUCAAUUCAAGUGCGUCUUCAAACUCCAAUUAUCAGUAAUUCGAUUGACAUUGAGAAGAUAAGCUUUGAAAGGAACAAAUCUGGAUGGUUUGCGUGGAAGAAUGAAAAGAAUGAGAAUAUUAAUGGCUACGAUUGUAGAGUAUAUAAUGCAUCUAAUGUUGAAUUUAUAACUCGUACAAGAACAGAGCAUUUGGCUGAAAAUCAAAGCCAUUCGAGAAAUGCACGAACACCAUUGCAACAUUUUCUUGGAAUGGCUGAUGAUGAAAAUCAAGGUAGUAGUCCAACAAAUUCAUCAUCUCCAAUAGCUGAAAAUGCUAUAGGCAUGAACGAAGCAUGUGGCGGUUCUUUGUCACCCAUUGUUGAAAAGUGUCUCGAAUCAGUGACAGUUGAAGAAUAUUUCUCUGGUGAUGAUCUCAAUGGACGUGAUAUUGGAAAGCCAAAGAAAGUUCAGACAAAAGUUCAAAGAUUUAAGGCCAAUUUGUGGUUGUCUGACGAAUUUCCUAUCAAAUUACAGGAACAAAUUCUUCCAAUUUUGGAUUUAAUGAGUACUUUGGCAUCACCUCAUAUAUCAAAGCUUAAGGAUUUCAUUACAAUGCAGCUUCCAAGUGGUUUUCCAGUUAAAAUUGAAAUUCCAUUAUUUCAUGUCCUAAAUGCUCUCAUUACAUUCGGUAAUGUCUUUGCUCUUGAUAAUCCAGUUCCGUUUGUUUCAAACUUACGAGAAUCGGACGAUCGUUUGACAUGUGUAGUGGAUGAAGCUUGCUUUGAAGUUCCUCAAAAUUACACGAAUAGAGCAAUUGAUUAUAGUCAUCAAGGCUUGGGCUUCGAAGAUGAGGAUGAAUUGUUAGAAUUCGCAAUAAGACAAAGUCUUAUGGAAGCUGGAAGUGAAAAUGAAGAGGUCGAUAUAUGGGAAGCACUUAAAUGUCAGCGUCCAGUAACUCCAAAUUACGGAUCUGGAUUCUAUGCGAUGGACGAAGAGACACGUGAACUACAACGUAAAAGCAACGAAACACGACGUCAUUCACUUGGUGUUGUUAAUUUUCCUAGAGUAUCCUCGCCUUUCAAAAGAUUCUUCAAAUAACAUGCCAUUAUGCUACAAACUUAAAAAAAAUUCGAAUUAUACAUCACAUUCUGUGCUUUUGUACUACGCCACAUUAUUUAUUUGACGAAAAAGCAAUUACCUCUUUAUAGCUUAUAUGAUGAAAAUUAUUAUCGCUAGUUUAUGUCCACCAAUUUCCAUAUCACUUGUAUCAUUUACUAUAGGGCUCUUCAAGAAUCACUUUUGUACUCCUGUCCGACACGAAGUUCACCAGAUCAAGAAGAUAAUUCACAGAGUGAGAGUAUAGAUGAAAAUAUGGAAUUAGCGUUAAGAUUAUCGAGAGCUGAGAAACUUAAAGAAAAUGAGCUGAUGAUGGAAGAGAACCGAAUGAUUGAACUUGCCAUUAAAUUAUCACUUGAAGAAAGUUAACUAAACUAAGUAUGAAUUCAACAUCUUUUUAUGAUUAAUGCUAAUAAUUCCGAAUAUUUCGAUUAUUACUUACUUACUUUAAAUACAUAAAUAUAUAUAAAUACUUAUUACAUGAUAUAUGUAUUAUGCAAGAAAAUUCUAAAUUUUUAAUGUGAAAUGAAAAUCUUUAUAAAAAUGAAGAAAAUAAAACAUUUUUCAUUUCCUUCAA
Chironomus riparius is the source of this 2424-nucleotide messenger RNA. Lineage: Eukaryota; Metazoa; Arthropoda; Insecta; Diptera; Chironomidae. The record is from the annotation of a GenBank genome assembly.